ACAUCACACUUGGCCAUAACAACUCAGUGGCACAGUUUGGGCUCGCUCCAGUGGAUCAUGUUGGCCGGGGACUAACAGCGCAGAGAAUCGCUGCGCUAAAUUGGGGGAUUUGCGGUUUAUUUGCGCUUUAUUCUCAGGGCGGCCGGUGGCAGCUUGCAGAGCGCUCCCCCGGUUUAAAGCCCUAAAUAGUGAGGAGGACUGUUGUGUUGAUGUCAUCCGAGGCACUGGAGCUGUAGCGACCUUCAGUUUCAUCACCGGACCAGGAUAAACAAAGACACUCGUGCUUGUCGUUUUACGCAUUUGCUGUAAUUGCUGCAGUUUCUAAACCGAGGAUGGGACUUGUGUGGCGGUGUUUCGUGGCGCUUUCCUUGUGCACUUUUGCAGCCGGGUCAGAUUUUCUGCAGGACCCAUAUCCCGCCGGACGGUCGCGUUUUGAGAAGAGUUCAAACAUUGCGAGGAAAGCGGUGGAGCUCGUCAAGAGGUCUCUGCCUGAGUGGCUGGCUCCUGCAUCCCCAAAACACAAUAUUCAGCGGAGAAGCACCGACUCCUGCAACGGUCUGCAAGGAUACGAGGCCAAGUUAGAUGCCAACACCCACAGUUACACUCUCAAGGAUUUGAGUGGAUCCGUGUCUCUGGCCUGGGUUGGAGAUGGCACUGGGGUCAUCCUCGCACUGACAACUUUUCAAGUCCCGUUUUUCAUGAUCCGGCUGGGACAGUCCAAACUUUAUCGCAGUGAGAACUAUGGAAAAUCCUUUGACGAUGUGACUGAGUUAAUAAACAGCACCUUUAUCCGCUCCGAGUUUGGGAUUGCGAUUGGUCCAGAAAACUCUGGAAAAGUGAUACUUACUGCAGAAGUAUCAGAGACACUGCAGGCCCGUAUUUUUGUGUCCAGUGACUUUGGGAAGAGCUUCUCUCACCAUGACCUGCCUUUCAUCCCCCUCAUGCAGAUCUCAUAUAACCCCCAGGAUUCCAACGUGCUCGUCGUACUCAGCAACAAAAACGCAAUGUGGCUGUCACAAGAUUUCGGCAGCAGCUGGACUAAGAUCCACGACAUGGUGUGCUUGGUCAAGUGGGGGGCCAAAAGCAACUUAUUUUUCACGACAAACUCUAAUGGCUCAUGCAGUGACCGGGGGAUGCUGGAUCUUAAGAGGACCACAGAUUAUGGGAAAACAAUAAAGACCGUUGCCCGUAAGAUCUACUCGUUUGGUCUUGGAGGGCGCUUCCUCUUCGCCUCGGUGAUGACGGGGACGGGCACACUGAGGAUUAUCCAUGUUUCUGUGGACCACGGAGACACCUGGAACAUGGCCCAGCUGCCCCCUGUUGGUCACGAACAGUUUUACUCCAUUUUAGCCGCCAACGAUGAUAUGGUUUUCAUGCAUGUUGAUGAGCCAGGAGACAGUGGAUUUGGUACUAUUUACGUUUCUGAUGAUCGCGGCACUGUGUACUCAAAGUCCCUGGACCGCCACCUCUACACAACCACAGGGGGAGACACUGACUUCACCAAUGUCACAUCACUACGAGGAGUCUUCAUCACCAGCGUUUUGGCUGAAGAUAGCUCUGUGAAAUCCGUGGUGUCCUUUGAUCGGGGUGGAGAAUGGGUCCCUCUGCAGAAACCUUCCAACUCCAAGUGUGAUGCGACAGCCAAAGAUCCAGACGAGUGCAGUCUCCACCUUCACGCAGCGUACAGCACAGCCAUGAGACUCAAUGUCCCCAUGCUGCCUCUGUCUGAGCCCAAUGCAGUCGGCCUCAUCCUGGCUCAUGGCAGUGUGGGCGACGCCAUCUCCGUCAUGAAGCCUGAUGUCUAUGUGUCUGAUGAUGGGGGCUACAGCUGGAUCAAAGCUCUGGAUGGACCUCAUCACUACGCCAUCCUGGACUCUGGGGGGCUGCUGGUUGCAGUGGAACACAACCCCACCGAGCCCAUCAACACCAUCAAAUUCUCCACAGAUGAAGGGCAGUGCUGGCACGAGUACAACUUCACCAAAGAGCCCAUCUUCUUCACAGGGCUGGCAUCUGAACCCGGGGCCCGCUCCAUGAAUGUCAGUCUGUGGGGGUACAAGGAAACGUUCUUGGCCCAGUACUGGAUCUCUAUCACCAUUGACUUCAGGGAGCUGCUCACCAGAGACUGUGGCGAUUCGGACUAUGUGCAGUGGCUGGCUCACUCUGAUGACGUCAGCGACCCAAAGGAUGGCUGCAUGCUCGGGUACAAGGAGAAGUUUCGGCGUCUGAGGAAGGACUCGGUUUGUUGGAAUGGGCGAGAUUAUGACAUCACCAAACAGCACACCCCCUGCACCUGCACCUUGGACGAUUUCCUCUGUGACUUUGGAUAUUUCCGUCAGGAGAACAGCUCAGAGUGUGUGGAGCAGCCCGAUCUGAAGGGAAAAGUCCUGGAGUUCUGUCUUCACGGCAGAGAAGAGCAGUUACAAACCAAAGGAUACAGAAAAAUCCCUGGUGACAGAUGUGAAGGAGGACAGAUGCCUGAGCGGAAAGAGAUUGACCUGCGACAGCACUGCGUCAGUGACCUGGUCGAGCCCUCACAAGUCAAGUCCCUGGCUUCAAGUUCGUCCAAAUCAAUGCCUGCGGUCAUCACAUUUAUUGUCAUCGUUAUGCUGCUGAGCGUUGUGGGUGGAGUCGUCUUCAUCAAGAAAUAUGUCUGUGGAGGAAGGUUCCUGGUGCACAGAUACUCAGUGCUGCAGCAGCAUGCGGCAGAGAACGGUGACCUGGACGAGCCUCUGGAGACCAACCACACGCGCAACGGCAAGAUCGAAUUUCACGAUGAUUCAGACGAGGAUCUGCUUGAAUAGCUGGUGUAACCUGUGCUUCAGCUGAGCUCCAUGUUACCGGGCCUUCCUCCCUGGGGCAGACUCUUCUGUCUUCAGCCUUCUCUCUUUCACCUUUAGUGCGCUGCAGCCGGGGACAGACAAAGGGCCACUGAUGUCAUCUCAAAAUAUGAAUGUACAAAGGCGCCCGGGCCAGAGGGAGACAAUACUGGAGGAUCUGAAGUACUCGUGUUUCGCUUCAAUUUCUGAUUCUGUUGAUUGAGUUAUUUAUUGUAGGGUCUUAAGCAGAAAUCUGAACUUUGAGCAGAGCUCAGCCUUUGGGUUAGAAGUGAAGGUUCUUAUGGGACACUCCUGUCGAAGACACUGGUUUACGGCAUUUGUAAAUAAACUUUUCUUUGCCUUUUCUGUCGUGAUACAGGAACGUGAUGUUUAAGAUGGAUGAUCUCCAUUAGGGCUGCACAAUGAGAGUAGUACAUGUUUUAUGCAGUAUGAUUGGAAAUAUUUUGAUACAGUUUUUGGGGUUUGGGUACCAGAUGAUGACAAUGAUACAUAUUGAUUUAGUUCUUUCAAGAUCAAACAGUUCUUUUUGCAAUAUAAAUCAUAUCUAGCAAUAUUGAGUUCACCAUUAAUUCUGUGAAGCAUUUGCACCACUUAUCACAAUUUAUUUAAAGGCACAGUAUGUAACUUUUUUAGCCAAAAAUAGACUAAAAGUAUGUCUUUUAAUUUUGAUUGGUUAUUGCACUGAAAAAGCAGGGUGUACAGUCUGCUGUCUCCAUAAACCUGGCUCUUAUUUGGCCUGAAGAAAGGUCUCCUGCUUGUUUCUAUGGAAAUGUUGCUCUUUUGGCUAUAAUCUUCCACAACUUAUUAAUGUCAUGUUCAGAAGUAUGGUUUUAACUUUCUAUUUUCUUUGAAUCAUGCAGGUGACAUGCCAUCUCCCAAAAGUUACAUACUGCAGCUUUAAGUAGUGUUAAACAUUUGAAGCCAAGAGCGUGUUAGUCUCUGGUUUUCAGCCUCAUUCAUUUCAUUGAUGAGUGAGUUUGUCAAUGAGGUGAACUCCCUUUUUGCACCAACUUUGAGAGCAAUAACAUUUUCCCGUAAAUUAGUUUAUUUUAUGUUUUUGACCCAUUUAAAUUAUUCUUUUCCCAAAGCACAAGCCCAACAUAUUUAUCUUUUUAAAUUCUUUAUAAAAAAUGUUGUUGGUGACCCAAGCUUUUCCAGCGUUUUGUAUGCCAAAUUUAUGUAACAUGUAAAGUUUAAUUGUGCUUAAGGGAGAUAAUGCAAUAUUUGUAGCUAAUCAAAUAUUUUUACAACAAGGAAAAUGAGAGAAAAGCACAAAAACAUACGGAGAUUAGUUUGUUAAUUAGUCAAACUGUAAAUGUUGGUUGUGACGCAGAGGCAAAUCAUUUUUAAAUAGGCCUUGAGAUGUCUAUUUUUGACAAAUGAUGAAGAGAUCAAUCUGUCAGUUUCACUCGUGUAGUUAUGUGUCUAUCGUCCUCUGGUUUAAUUUAUUACAGAGAGGUAAAGAGUGCAGAGAAUACUUGGAUGAGAUUUUGAAAAAGUGCCUGUUGUGUGGAUGCUCUCUUUGUAGUGUGGGUUUAGUGUAAUUUAUCAUAUCUUGCUGCACAUCAAUAUAACGAAUUUUCAGGCUUCCAACAGUAAAUGCAUGUUAAUUUUCACUUAAAUGUUUUAAAUUUACACUUAAAUUGACUCCGUGAUCAGCUAAACUUGAUUGAAACCAAGGUUGUGCGUGCGUAGCUGCUAGAUGUUGGAUGCCUCUUUUGUGAACUGAGUUUUAAAAGCUUGUUGCAUAUUGUGAAAUGACUACUUUUUUCUUACAGUUUGAGAUCUGUAUAAAUUUGCUUUUCUGGUUAUGUAAAUAUUCAAGUUACAACUUUGUAUCUGCUGGUUCUCUCCAUUUUUCUUUGAAGGUUUUAAAUAAAUUCACAUGUUCCUGUAAUACUGCCUUUGUUUCUUUUAAUAUGAACUCUUUGAAAUUGGACAUUGUGGUCUCAUAAGUUAUAAAGGCACUAAAUAAAUGCAUAAACUUUUCUGUUGAAGGC
Molecule: messenger RNA, 4837 nt
Organism: Periophthalmus magnuspinnatus
Lineage: Eukaryota; Metazoa; Chordata; Actinopteri; Gobiiformes; Gobiidae
Product: sortilin-like
Exons: 20
Coding region: 333-2801 (822 amino acids)
Biological process (GO): endocytosis; Golgi to endosome transport; vesicle organization
Cellular component (GO): membrane; Golgi apparatus
Molecular function (GO): protein binding
Source: RefSeq, a predicted model, not a curated record